AUUCAUGUCAUUGUGAUUAACAUCAUAUGGAUUGGCUACAAAGUGAAAUGCCAUCCACAACUACAGGUACCCCUUCUAUUCUUUCCAUACAAAACACCAAUAAAGCUAGUAGAGCAGAUCCUGCCAUCUCAAUUAUAUAUAUAUAUUUCUUUCUUUUCCUCCGACUUUCAUUCCAUGGAUUGUGCUUUAUCUCCUCAGAUCUUCAUAAACACAAGAUUUCCUAGGUGUGUGGCCAUCAGACAAGGAGUUGAAAUCAGGCUAUACAGAAAAAGAUGGUUGAAUUCUAGUUGCUGUGCUGUGGGGGUGUCUGAGAUGGGUGCUGGCAACCUGUUUGAUGAUGGGUCCUUGAAAGGGUCUGAAAAUGGGUCAUUGUUGGGUGCACUUGGUGACUCAGUUUUACCACCAUUUGGAACAGUGGAUGCUGAAAUUACCCCAGAAACCGUUGAUUUCUUUGUUAGUGAUGCAGAAGGUGAUCCUGACUGCCCUUCUAAAGGAUUCUCUUCCAUUGACCAAGCAUUGAAUACAAUACGCCAAGGAAAGUUUGUGAUUGUUGUAGAUGAUGAAAAUGAGGAUUUUGAAGGAACCCUUAUCAUGGCAGCUUCUCAUGCAACUCCUGAGAUGAUGGCUUUCAUGGUAAAGCAUGGCUCAGGCAUUGUUUCCGUAGGUAUGAAAGAGGAGGACCUUGAAAGGCUUAAGCUUCCAUUAAUGUCACCAGAAAGUGAAGACAAAGAUUCUUCUGCCCCAACUUUCACAAUCACAGUGGAUGCAAAAACCGGUACAUCAACUGGAGUUUCGGCAUUGGAUAGGGCAAAGACUGUUCUUGCACUGUCUUCCCCGGAGUCGAAGCCUGAUGACUUUAGAAGACCAGGUCAUAUAUUUCCUCUCAAGUAUAGGAAUGGUGGGGUUUUAAGAAGAGCUGGUCAUACUAAGGCUUCGGUCGAUUUGGUCAUCCUCACCGGUUUAAGGCCUGUUUCAGUUCUUUCAACUGUUGUGGAUCCAGAGGAAGGUUCUAUAGCAUCUUUGCCAUUUAUAAGAAAGUUGGCUUUGGAGCAUAGCAUACCAGUUAUUUCCAUAACUGAUCUCAUUAGGUACCGGAGAAAGCGGGAAAAGCUCGUUGAAAGGACAGCUAUUUCACGUCUGCCAACGAAAUGGGGUCUAUUUCAAGCAUACUGCUACCGUUCGAAGCUAGAUGGAACAGAACAUAUAGCAAUUGUUAAGGGUGACAUAGGGAAUGGACAAGAUGUUCUUGUAAGAGUUCACUCAGAAUGUUUAACCGGAGAUAUAUUUGGAUCAGCAAGAUGCGACUGUGGCAACCAGUUGGAUUUGGCAAUGCAGUUAAUCGAGCAAGCCGGUCGAGGAGUUGUGGUUUACCUUCGAGGUCAUGAAGGGCGAGGGAUAGGACUCGGUCACAAGCUAAGAGCCUAUAAUUUGCAAGAUCAGGGCCAUGACACAGUUCAAGCCAACAUUGAACUUGGUUUAGCUGUUGAUGCUCGUGAAUAUGGUAUUGGUGCCCAGAUUUUGAGAGACGUAGGGGUUCAAACCAUGAGGUUGAUGACUAAUAACCCAGCCAAGUUCACAGGCCUGAAGGGUUAUGGGUUGGCUGUGAUUGGAAGAGUGCCUGUUUUGACACCCGUUACAGAGGAAAAUAAGAGGUACUUGGAAACAAAACGUACCAAGAUGGGUCAUAUUUAUGGCUCUGAUCUCCAAGGACCAUUGGCUCCUUUCAUUAAACCAUCUGUAAACAAGAAAGAAUCAUCUGAUGGGGAGCCAAACCCUGAAUAAUAUAUACAUAUUCAUCUUGGCUUCUGCUUUAGAAGCAAACGUGAUUCACUUCAUAUAGAAACAAAAUUUUCAAAUCCAA
This is a messenger RNA of Gossypium arboreum, 1861 nucleotides long. Its product is annotated as monofunctional riboflavin biosynthesis protein RIBA 3, chloroplastic. The transcript has 7 exons. Lineage: Eukaryota; Viridiplantae; Streptophyta; Magnoliopsida; Malvales; Malvaceae. The coding region runs from base 175 to 1782 and encodes 535 amino acids. Gene Ontology annotation, molecular function: GTP cyclohydrolase II activity; 3,4-dihydroxy-2-butanone-4-phosphate synthase activity. The record is from RefSeq and is a predicted model, not a curated record. Gene Ontology annotation, biological process: riboflavin biosynthetic process. Gene Ontology annotation, cellular component: cytosol.